This is a messenger RNA of Pelodiscus sinensis (Chinese soft-shelled turtle), 1694 nucleotides long. It is a transcript of the gene FGL2, whose product is annotated as fibrinogen like 2. The record is from RefSeq and is a predicted model, not a curated record. NCBI's taxonomy places the organism in Eukaryota, Metazoa, Chordata, Testudines, Trionychidae.
GGCAGUUUAUCUGUGAGUUCACAGGCUGCUAGCUGCCUUUAUAAAAAGUUCUUCCAAUUUUUCAUACUUCCUCACUGAGCUAGUUUCACUGCAGAGAUGAAGAAGCUCAUUUACUUAGUCUUGUUUAAGACAGCUCUGAUUGCUUUUACAAAUGUCUCUGCACUUGCAAAUGAAGAUACAGAAAAUGUUAGAGAAGGAAACGCCAUUGGUGCUUGUCCCAUAAAGUUCAAAACCAGUGGGAAAUGUGAAGGAGAGGAAUGUCCAUAUCAGAUAAAUCUGCCUUCGAUGACCAUCCAGUUACCUAAGCAGUUCAGACUGAUUGAAAAGACUCUCAAAGAAGUACAGAAACUUAAAGAUGAAGUAAACAACUUGAAGAAAUCUUGCCAAGAUUGCAAGCUGCAGGCAGAUGACAACAAUGAAAAAGAUGGUACAGAAGUCUCAACAGAGUACAGUAAGAUACAAGAUAACAGAAUAAAGGAAUUACAGAGCAAAGUUAAGAAACUGUCAGCCAGUUUGAAGAAUGCAGAGAAUCAGAUCCACUUAGUAGAGGGUAAUCUGGAAAAAAGGAACCUUAUAAACAUGGACAAUGUAGAAAGCUAUGUCAACGGCAAAAUUGAAAAUAUGACAAUUUUCUUCAACAGUAGGAAUGUCAUAUGUUCUUCUGAGUGUCCAGUCAUAGAAUCAAGACCUGUUGUACAACUAAUAUAUAAAGACUGUGCAGACCAUUAUGCAGCAGGUAGAAGCAGUAAUGGAAUCUACAGAGUUAUUCCCGAUCCAAAAAUGAAUAGCUUUGAAGUUUAUUGUGACAUGGAAUCAAUGGGAGGUGGCUGGACAGUGCUACAGAUGCGUCAAGAUGGUAGCACUAACUUCAACAGAACAUGGAAUGACUACAAAAAUGGCUUUGGAAAUCUGAGCAGGGAGUUUUGGCUGGGGAAUGAUAAAAUUCAUCUUCUAACCAAAAGCAAGGAGAUGCAACUGAGAAUUGAGAUUGAAGAUUUCAAUGGUAAAAGAGAGUAUGCUAAAUAUGAACAGUUCUAUGUAGCCAAUGAAUAUCUCAAGUACCGUCUAAGUGUCAGUGGUUAUAGUGGUACCGCUGGAGAUGCCAUGCACUUCAAUAAACAUUACAACCAUGAUCAAAAAUUCUUUACUACGCCAGACAAAGACAAUGAUAUGUAUCCAUCAGGAAAUUGUGGGGCUUACUACAGCUCUGGCUGGUGGUUUGAUAAAUGUUUGUCUGCCAAUCUAAAUGGCAAAUACUAUCAAGAAAAAUACAAAGGUAUUCGCAAUGGGAUUUUCUGGGGCACCUGGCAUGAUUUUUCCCAUGAUAUUCCAAAUGGUUAUAAGAAAGCUUUUAAAAGGGUAAAAAUGAUGAUCAGACCCAAAGUCUUUAUGCCAUAAAUCAGUAUCCUCUGCUGUAAUGAGUUUGUAUUAGGUCAUACUAAAACUAUCAUACUUACUCAGUAUCAUAUUCAAAAUGCAAAUAUUAGGAGUAUUUUAACAUUCAAUUUAAUAUAAUUCUUCCAAGAUGAAAGUGCCUCAACAUAAAAUGUUUAUAGAUCCCCUAUCUUGCCUUAUAAAGUCUCAGGGGGUAGCUGUGUUGGUCUGUAACUUUAAAAACAAUUAGUAGUCCUGUGACACCUUAGGGAAUGUCUACACUAGGAAAUUAUUUCAAAAUAACUUAUUUGAAAAUAAUA